Messenger RNA from Zymoseptoria tritici IPO323, 219 nucleotides. RefSeq lists its product as uncharacterized. Gene Ontology annotation, cellular component: transcription factor TFIIA complex. The record is from RefSeq and is a predicted model, not a curated record. NCBI's taxonomy places the organism in Eukaryota, Fungi, Ascomycota, Dothideomycetes, Mycosphaerellales, Mycosphaerellaceae. Gene Ontology annotation, biological process: transcription initiation at RNA polymerase II promoter; transcription by RNA polymerase II. The annotation marks the transcript as partial. The transcript has a single exon.
GACGCAGAUGCCAUCAACUCAGACCUGGACGACUCGGACGAAGAUGCCGGCGGUCCAAUGGGUGAUGACGACGACGAUCUUGGCGACUCCAUCCUCUGUACAUAUGACAAGGUGCAGCGGGUCAAGAACAAGUGGAAGUGCACCCUCAAAGACGGCGUUAUGAGCGUCGGCGGCAAGGAGUGGGUCUUUCACAAGGGCAUGGGGGAGUUCGAAUGGUAA